Messenger RNA from Abrus precatorius (Indian licorice), 2436 nucleotides. Its product is annotated as zeta-carotene desaturase, chloroplastic/chromoplastic. Gene Ontology annotation, biological process: carotenoid biosynthetic process. Gene Ontology annotation, molecular function: 9,9'-di-cis-zeta-carotene desaturase activity. Lineage: Eukaryota; Viridiplantae; Streptophyta; Magnoliopsida; Fabales; Fabaceae. The transcript has 14 exons. The coding region runs from base 394 to 2130 and encodes 578 amino acids. The record is from RefSeq and is a predicted model, not a curated record.
AGCCCACCCCCCAACACUUGAGUGGGUAAAGAAUAGAGAAGGAUGAAGGAGGUGUAUUGGUCCAUUAUCCAUUAUAACCUAUCGCUAUUCGCUAAUGGAAGUGGCUGUGGCACUUGCAUUGCUCAUUGCGCAGUAGAGUAAGAGUAAGCCAAAGCCAAAGCCAACACGUUGAAUUGCAUUAAUAUAUAUAUAUAUAUAUAUUGAUAAUCACUCAUAUAUCCUCAAACUCCAAUUUGCGUGCGGUCAGCACUCACAAACUCCAACUACCAGACAAAUUUGGCAAUUCCAGCAUCUCCUCCUAACCUACGUACCCAGAUACCCCAAAUUCAUUUAACAUUACCAAUCUCAUUCCUUUUCUCUCUAACUCGCUUCUUUUAUCUUUCAUCUCUAGCCAUGCCUUCUCUCAUUCAUUGUCCAGCAACUUCCCUCUCUGCAACACGAGGAGCAGACUCUAUUGGAUUCUUUGUCCCCAACACUGCUCGUUUCAACAAGACCCACAAGUGCCGGGUUCGUUGCUCUUUAGAGACUAAUGUUUCCGACAUGAGUGUCAAUGCGCCGAAAGGGCUGUUUCCUCCGGAGCCGGAACAUUAUCGAGGACCCAAGCUAAAAGUUGCCAUUGUUGGAGCUGGGCUUGCAGGCAUGUCAACUGCAGUGGAACUCUUGGAUCAAGGCCACGAGGUGGAUAUAUAUGAGUCAAGGUCUUUUAUUGGUGGCAAAGUUGGUUCUUUUGUUGACAGACGUGGAAAUCACAUUGAAAUGGGAUUGCACGUUUUCUUUGGUUGCUACAACAAUCUUUACCGCUUGAUGAAAAAGGUCGGUGCAGAUAACAAUCUACUUGUGAAGGAUCACACUCACACUUUUGUAAACAAAGGGGGUCAAAUUGGAGAACUAGAUUUUCGCUUUCCAAUUGGGGCACCAAUACAUGGGAUAAGGGCAUUUUUGUCCACAAAUCAGCUUAAGACUUAUGAUAAGGCUAGAAAUGCUGUGGCUCUUGCACUGAGUCCAGUUGUCAAAGCUCUUGUUGAUCCAGAUGGUGCUUUGAGGGACAUAAGGAAUUUGGAUAGUAUCAGCUUUUCAGAUUGGUUUUUGUCCAAAGGUGGCACACGGAUGAGUAUUCAGAAAAUGUGGGAUCCAGUUGCCUAUGCCCUUGGGUUUAUUGACUGUGAUAAUAUUAGUGCCCGUUGUAUGCUCACCAUAUUUGCCUUGUUUGCUACAAAGACUGAAGCUUCCCUUUUGCGAAUGCUAAAGGGUUCACCAGACGUUUAUUUGAGUAGUCCCAUCCGGAAGUACAUCACAGAUAGAGGGGGCAGGUUCCAUCUUAGGUGGGGAUGCAGAGAAAUACUUUAUGAUAAAUCUGCUGAUGGGAGCAUUUAUGUUGCAGGACUUUCCAUGUCAAAGGCUACUGCCAAGAAAAUUGUGAAAGCUGAUGCUUAUGUUGCCGCUUGUGAUGUCCCUGGUAUUAAAAGAUUAAUUCCAUCAGAGUGGAGGGAACAGGAGUUUUUCAAUAACAUAUACGAACUAGUUGGAGUUCCUGUGGUCACAGUGCAACUCAGGUACAAUGGUUGGGUUACAGAGUUGCAGGAUCUAGAAAAGUCAAGGCAGCUGAGGAAAGCUGUUGGGUUAGAUAACCUUCUCUAUACUCCCGAUGCAGAUUUUUCUUGCUUUGCAGACCUUGCACUUGCCUCUCCUGAAGACUAUUACAUUGAGGGACAAGGAUCAUUGCUCCAAUGUGUUCUGACACCAGGAGAUCCGUACAUGCCCUUACCUAAUGAGGAAAUUAUUGCAAGGGUAGCAAAACAGGUUUUGGCUCUGUUCCCGUCGUCUCAAGGUUUAGAAGUGACUUGGUCGUCCGUUGUUAAAAUCGGCCAAUCUCUGUACCGUGAGGGACCUGGUAAAGAUCCAUUUAGACCUGAUCAAAAGACACCAGUGAAAAAUUUCUUUCUUACUGGCUCUUACACAAAGCAGGACUACAUAGACAGCAUGGAAGGUGCAACCUUGUCUGGCAGACAAGCUUCUGCCUAUAUCUGUGAUGCAGGGGAAGGAUUGGUGGCAUUGCGGAAGGAACUUGAUAUUAACUUUGAUGACGAAUUUAAAAAAGCAAAUACUAAAGAUGAAUUGAGCCUAGUAUGAGAAAUUUCCAUACAAGGUAGGCAUGUUGACAGGAAGCUAGUUUAUUCUUUUUGCGUGUAACGUUUUAAAUUGUAUAUUCAAUCGAGAAGUAAUUAGAGUAUUGUUAGCUUCCCAGCAAGUGUUGCGUAGUUCUGAAUCUCAGUGUCUAUAGAUUUUGGAUUUAUGUCCAGCCAUUGACAUCAUGUUAACAUGUGCUUUGCACACUGAAUAAAAACGUAAUAAAUAAAAAGAUUUUACAAGAAAUCACGCUAUUAUGUAAUGGAAAUUAGUGAUGGUAUAUUAAUAACACUUCUUUUCACCUUUGAU